Molecule: messenger RNA, 1376 nt
Organism: Setaria italica (foxtail millet)
Lineage: Eukaryota; Viridiplantae; Streptophyta; Magnoliopsida; Poales; Poaceae
Product: protein BCCIP homolog
Exons: 8
Coding region: 1-1095 (364 amino acids)
Cellular component (GO): nucleus
Source: RefSeq, a predicted model, not a curated record
AUGCCCCGCGGCCGAAAGCGCCCGGCUCCGUUCCCUGCCUUCUCCCCCUUCUCUCGCUCCCUCAUCUUCUCCGCGGCAGCCGCUGCCGUCCCCAAACCCUUAAUCCCUAGCCCGGAUUACGCCACCCAAUGCAUCCCUUGCUCACCAGGCAACAUGCCGCGGCCGCCGUCCAAGCGCGCGAAGAGGGCCGAGCCCUCCAGCGACGAGGAGCGCAUCAGCAGCGAAAGCGAGGAAGAGAGCUUUAGCGCCAGCGAUAGCGACGGCGACGACGGGGAGGAGUCUUCGGAGGAGCUCGAGACGGUGCAAGCGGACUUUGCCUUCUUCGAUCCCAAGCCGAGCGACUUCCACGGCGUCAGGCUCCUGCUCAAGACGUACCUCGACUCCAAACCCUGGGACCUCACCGGCUUCGUCGACCUCAUCCUCGCACAGACCACUGUUGGCACGGUUGUCAAGUUGGCCGAUGACGAUGGGGAGGAAGGGGAAGGAAAUGGCGGUGACAAGACCAACGCUGGUGGCAAUGAUGAUGAUGAUCUGUUUGGUCUCAUUAGCGUCCUUAAUUUGGGACGAUACGCUGAGCACCGAUGCGUCAAGGAUCUUAAGGAGUAUCUGCUCGCAGCUUGCUCUGACAAGGAUUCCAAGAAGCAGCUCAAGUCCCUGCUGGAAGAGAAGGCAUCUAGUGUGGGCCUGCUGGUGUGUCGCCGCUUUGUCAAUUUCCCUUAUGAGCUUGUGCCUAAGCUGUACGAUUCACUCUUUGAUGAGGUUUCCUGGGCAACAGAAGAUGAGCCAACACAAGAACUCCGGGACUCCUUCCGAUUCAAACAUUACCUGCUGCUCGUCAGAAUGCUUGAGAGGAAAACCCCCGCAAAACACAAAGCAAAGAACAGCAAAGAUGAUGAUGAACCUAUUAUCUAUCCAAAGUUAGAGGAUGAAAUUUUUAAUGAGCUUAGCUCAUGGUCUUUCACUUUUCCAAUACAUUCUGAACAGUCAUCUCAACAGGAGAUGAAGAAUUACAAAGAGAUGGGCUUGGUGAUGGCAGUUAAAGCUGAGGCAAUUCCAAAAUUCCGCAAGAAGCUGGAGGCUUUGGUGUGCGAAUAGUAGUCCUUUUGAACCUUGUUGGCCAUAGUGGAAUUUUGCUGCUGUCCACAGGGCAUUUUGCUACACAAAGUACAAUUAUGAUUGUGACUCUAAGAGUGUGAAUGCAUUGUCGCUAGCAGUGCCAUAGAUGUAAUGGUGUUGAUCUGCGAAGCAGUUACUUAUGAACUAAUCCAAUCUUUCAUGUACUGAUAUUAACAGACUUUGAAGUUCUAUUGGUAGCCUCGUAGAUAAAUAUUUUAUCCAUGGGCACUAAAGUAAGCUGCUGUGGACCGUGGUUCAAA